Messenger RNA from Pyrus x bretschneideri (Chinese white pear), 1656 nucleotides. RefSeq names its product UDP-glycosyltransferase 87A1-like. The record is from RefSeq and is a predicted model, not a curated record. Gene Ontology annotation, molecular function: UDP-glycosyltransferase activity. The transcript has 2 exons. The coding region runs from base 141 to 1556 and encodes 471 amino acids. NCBI's taxonomy places the organism in Eukaryota, Viridiplantae, Streptophyta, Magnoliopsida, Rosales, Rosaceae.
CUUUUGUGACUGUGCUGAGAAAUAUUUGCACUAAAAUAGAUGUUGGGUUGGAAACCAUUGCCCUGUGUUUGUCGUCUUCUUUCCGCGUUCUUCUUCUUAUCUUCCGUCUCGGACCUUCGGACUCUCCACCUUCCUAUCCGAUGGACUUCCCAAAUUCCUCUCCAACCAUCACACGCCAUGUGGCCGCGCUGCCGAUACCCGGCCGCGGCCACAUCAACCCAAUGAUGUGCCUCUGCAACUCCCUCGCUUCCCUCAACGCUGCCGAUAGCAACAUCAACUUCCUUGUAACCUUCAUAGUCACCGAGGAGUGGCUGGGAUUCAUCGGAUCGGAUCCGAAACCUGACAACGUAGUCUUCGCCACCAUUCCCAACGUCAUCCCCUCCGAGAUCGGCCGAGGCGCCGACUCCCCCGGUUUCUACGAAACCGUCUUGAGAAAAAUUAGAGCCCCGGUCGAAGACCUCCUCGACAGGCUCGAGCCGCCGGUUGCUGCCUUGAUUGCGGACACGUACUUGGUGUGGUCGGUUGAGAUAGGGAACCUGAGGAAUAUUCCGGUGGCUUCUCUUUGGACCAUGUCCGCUUCAGUCUACUCCGUCUUUCAUUUCUUCGAUCUCCUCGUCCAACAUCGACAUUUCCCGGUAAAUUUGGGAGAAAGAGGAGAAGAGCACGUUGACUACAUCCCGGGACUUCCUUCUACACGUGUGGCAGAUCUUCCCACGUGUUUCUACGCCAAAGGGCUUAACGUCUUGGAUCGAGCACUAGAAGCAAUUUCAAGCCUGCCCAAAGCACGAUGGCUUCUGUUGCCUUCGGUGUACGAGCUUGAAGCCCGAGUUAUUGACGCGUUGAGGGAGAAAAUUCUGAUUCCUGUUUACCCCAUUGGACCCACAAUACCUCAUUUCAAGGUGGAGGCCCAGUCAAGGCCCAUUGAGGCUCAACUUAAGCCCAACGAGUCCCAAUAUUUUGAUUGGCUAGACAAGCAACCAAAAGGGUCGGUUUUGUACGUGUCACAAGGGAGUUUGCAUUCAGCUUCCAAAGCCCAAAUGGAGGAAAUCGCAUGUGGCUUGAGAGAGAGUGGGGCCCGGUUCUUUUGGGUGGCACGUGAGGAAGCUUUGGAGUUGCAAGAGAAGUGUGGUGAGAUGGGGAUUGUGGUGCCUUGGUGUGACCAAUUGAGAGUAUUGUGUCACUCUUGUAUUGGUGGAUUUUGGUCUCAUUGUGGUUGGAAUUCGACCUCGGAAGCUGUUUUUGCUGGCCUUCCAAUGUUGACUUUUCCUAUAUAUUGGGACCAAGUGCCCAAUAGUAAGAUGAUUGUGGAUGAUUGGAAGAUAGGGUGGAAGGUGAAGAAGGGUACGGGACAAGAAGAAAUUUUGGUGACUAGAGAGGAAAUUAAAGGGAUUGUUAAAAGGUUUAUGGAUUUGGAAAGUGAGGAAGGGAAAAACCUUAGGAGGCAAGCAAGAGAGAUUCGGGACAUUUGUCGGCAAGCAGUUCGAAAGGGUGGCUCGUCUUAUUUCAACAUUGAAUCAUUUAUAAGUGACCUAUCAAGAUGUGAGAAGCAUUGUUAAUGACAAUAUAGUCUAGUGACAUUUACUUUCUACUUUAUUGUUAGAGAUAAUAAGUUAGCAUCUUGAAUUAAAAAGAAUAAAGGAAGAAGCAUUAAGGAAA